GAUGAUGGCUUCAAAAAUACAACUAGAACAAGAGAAAACAUUUUUCACCAUUAUAAUUUUACUAGGCUAUUUGUCAUGCAAAGUGAUUUGUGAAACAGGAGACUGUAGACAGCAAGAAUUCAGAGAUCGCUCUGGAAACUGUAUUCUCUGCAACCAGUGUGGGCCAGGCAUGGAGCUGUCUAAGGAAUGUGGCUUCGGCUACGGGGAGGAUGCACAGUGUGUGACAUGCCGGCCGCACAGGUUCAAGGAGGACUGGGGCUUCCAGAAAUGCAAGCCAUGUCUGGACUGUGCACUGGUGAACCGCUUUCAGAAGGCAAACUGCUCAGUCACCAGUGAUGCCAUCUGCGGGGACUGCUUGCCAGGGUUUUACAGGAAGACGAAACUCGUCGGCUUUCAAGACAUGGAGUGUGUGCCUUGUGGGGAUCCUCCUCCUCCUUACGAACCACACUGUGAGUGAAUGUGACACAACAAAGCG
Molecule: messenger RNA, 475 nt
Organism: Galeopterus variegatus (Sunda flying lemur)
Lineage: Eukaryota; Metazoa; Chordata; Mammalia; Dermoptera; Cynocephalidae
Product: tumor necrosis factor receptor superfamily member 19
Exons: 4
Coding region: 2-457 (151 amino acids)
Biological process (GO): positive regulation of canonical NF-kappaB signal transduction; positive regulation of JNK cascade
Cellular component (GO): plasma membrane
Molecular function (GO): signaling receptor activity; protein binding
Source: RefSeq, a predicted model, not a curated record